CGCAGAUCCAGGAAGUGAAGCUAGAUGCAGGCUUCCCAGUGAUUCACAUGCUGUUUCGAUUGCAGCCCAUUCUAAGAACAUUCUAAGAACAUCGGAAUAAAUGUGAUAAUGGACAAGGACAAAAUCCAUAUUCCUGAGAAGAUCUUGAAUCUCACCUUGCAGAUCAUCUACCUGCUGACAGGAGAGGACUAUUUUAUUGUGAAAAAGCCUGGGGAGCGUGUCUCACCAAACAACAUUCCUAUUGUGUCAGAAGGAAUCUGCAGGACCCAGAGCCCCAGCACGGUGUCUCCACCUCAUUCACUGAUCAAUGAGGCAAACAAUGACCAGAAGAUCCUGGAACUGACCAAUCAGAUCAUCCAGCUGCUGACUGGAGAGGUUCCUAUAAGGUGUGAGGAUGUCGCUGUCUAUUUCUCCAUGGAGGAGUGGGAGUAUCUAGAAGGACACAAGGAUCUCUACAAGGACGUAAUGAUGGAGAAUCACCAGACCCUUAGCUCAUUGGCAGAGGGGUCUGUGGUUGGAAACACACUGCAAAAAUCUCAAUCACAAUCGGCUUCACAAAAUAAUGUAAAGGGGGAAGAAUGGGAUAUCAACGCUAAUCAGAAGGCACAGCCUACAGAAAUACACGAAGCAAGAAAAAACAAAUCUGUACAAACUAUGUCUGAGAAAUCUGCCUCAUAUCAAGGUCAAAAUCUCACAGAUGCUGACAUUUGCACACCCACCGAAUAUACACAGACAGAAUUUACAUCUACCUAUGUUAAAGGGGGAUCAGCCUCAUGUGAAGAAGGAGAUCUCACCGACACCGACAUUCAUACACCAACAGGGCAUAUAUACACAAUAUAUCAAACUACUCCUAUUAAGGAGGAACCAGACUUAUAUGAAGAAGAAAGUCUUGACAAUGAUAUGUUUACACCUACAGAAUUUAAAGAACAGACAGGAUAUCCAUCUACUUUUUUUUCAUGUGAAGAAGGUAAUCUCCAAGACUCUGAUAUUUAUACACAUGGCUUGACCAAUACGUCAGUUAUAACACCUAGACAAAGGACCCACAAUUCAGGCUGCAUAUAUAACUGUUAUGAGUGUGGUGAAAGUUUUACCCUUCGAAAAGAGCUUGUCAGACAUCAGAAUUUACACAAAGGAAAUAAACUGUCAUGCUCUCAAUGUGGGAAAAGAUUUUCUUAUAAAUCUGACCUUUUUAUACAUGAGAGGAACCACACAGGAGAUAAAUCGCUUAUUUGCCCUCUCUGUAGGAAAUGUUGUACGAAUAAAUCCCAGCUAGCCAUGCAUUUGAGACUCCACACCGGAGAAAGACUUCACACAUGCACUGACUGCGGCAAAAGCUUCAUAAACAUGUCAUGUUUUAUUCGUCAUCAGAGAAUUCACACAGGAGAGAAGCCUUUUUCAUGUCACAUAUGUGGGAAAUGCUUCAACCGGAAGUCAAGUCUUGUUGCUCAUGAGAGAAUUCAUACAGGAGCCAAACCCUAUGUGUGUUCUGAUUGUGGUAAAGGAUUCAGUAGGAACUCAAAUCUUGUUGUACAUCAGAGAAUUCACAAUACUGUAAAACCAUUUAUGUGUUCUGAUUGAGGGGAAGAUUUUUAUAAACAACGUGUGGAUCUCUGAGCAUGAAGAAGAAUCACAGAGGAAAUAACUCAUUCGACUUUGGAAUAUGGAAAAAUAUGUUAUUAUGCACUAAAUCUUAAACAGUGAGGAAUUGUUGGUAUGUGCAAAUUUUAAACCAAAAUAGCCUCAUUGCAAAAACUGUCCAAAUCGACUAUUGUGGACAGAAAUUUGCAAUCCCAUUGUAAAUUUUCCACAGUUACCAGUUAAGUGAAGCUACCCAACAGCUAAAAAAUUUUUUUAACAUAUACCUGUCUAACUUAUGGUUACUCCAAACACCAUGUCCACGUCUGCUUUUAGAUGUGGUCACCGUGGUAGGAAUCUUUCUGUGCAGUAUUUCUGCAUGAAAUAUAGAUAUAUUUGCAGUUUUGUGCCGGGGGCUAGUUACACCGCCAGUAUAUGUGGCAGUUGGGAAAUGCAGUAGAUGUAAUACAGUACAUUUGCUGAAAGUCUUUUUUUGUUACUUCUGAUUAAGUUGUUCUGGUGACUGAGUGGUCCUUUAAUAGGUGUUUAAGGUUCUUUUAUAAAUAGUUGCAUAAUCUGAAAAAAGAUUUGUGUCCAUCAAGUUAAGCCCUUUUCACAUCUCUCUCUGCUGUUGAUACAAAUAAAGGCAAAAUAUCCAGUUUGAAGCACUUUUUAAAAUUUUGCAGCAAACUUUGAAAAGUAUCCUUCUCGCCCCCCGACAGCCAGUCAGAUCAACCCUUGGAUCAAGAAGCUGUUACCCCACAUACUGAAUAUUAUGUUUUUGAAUAAAUUCAACCAGUCACCUUUUGAAAAUCCACAUCCUUUUUGUUCUUACUAAGAAGAACCUUUUUAUUUGCCUUAGACUAAAUCUCCUUUCUUCCAGUCUAUGUAUAGUCCUAUUAAUUAAAUUAUUUACAGAAAAUGGUUUAUAUUGGCCCUAAAUAUAUUUGUAUUAUGCUAUCAUAUCCCCUCUUUUCAAAGGCACGUU
Molecule: messenger RNA, 2563 nt
Organism: Pelobates fuscus (common spadefoot toad)
Lineage: Eukaryota; Metazoa; Chordata; Amphibia; Anura; Pelobatidae
Product: oocyte zinc finger protein XlCOF8.4-like
Exons: 5
Coding region: 109-1578 (489 amino acids)
Biological process (GO): regulation of DNA-templated transcription
Source: RefSeq, a predicted model, not a curated record